This is a messenger RNA of Sphaeramia orbicularis (orbiculate cardinalfish), 3984 nucleotides long. RefSeq names its product meiotic double-stranded break formation protein 1 (gene mei1). Lineage: Eukaryota; Metazoa; Chordata; Actinopteri; Kurtiformes; Apogonidae. The record is from RefSeq and is a predicted model, not a curated record. Bases 1 to 3984 code for a protein of 1327 amino acids. Gene Ontology annotation, biological process: meiosis I. The transcript is spliced from 31 exons.
AUGGCAAGUAUGGAUAUUGUUUGUGACAAAUUCCACUUCCGUCAUGAGCCGAGGUGGAGCGGCCGCCUGGGGCCUGCGGAGGGGGGCGGCCAGCUGCUGUGCCUGGCCUGUGUCAUCGAGAUGGUGGAGAAUGAUUAUGUUUCGGUGAGGACUACGGUGAGAAAGUCUUUUGCUUUGUCUGCUAUCAGUGGGGUGCUGAAGUGCUCUCCAGGGGCGUUAAAAGAGCUCCUCCAGCAGGACCACAGAGUCUCACUGCGUUUUAUAUCUUCUCUACUGGGUAUGUUUCACACUGUGGAAGACUCUGCUAAUCUUGAAAAGGUUGGCCAAGUGCUGCUUCAGCUGCUUUUAGAGCUGCAGAGUGAGCUGCCUUUUCGCUUUGUUUUAGAUGAGAUACACAAACAGCUAAGUGGCCAACUCAGUGUCAAGGGUUUCCUGCCAACAUUCAACUUUCUUGGGAGCCUCGUGGAAACAGUCCCCACUGUAGCCCAUGUCCUAGUGACUCAGUAUGUGCCCUUGUUGGAGCACCUUUGUUCAGCCUUGCUUUACCCACAUGAAGGGCUAAAGGCAUCUGCCUUCUAUGUGUGGCUCAAACUGUUUGGGACAGAAGCUCAGGCUCUGCCCAGCUCCAUCAGGGACAGAGUGUGCAUCCUGUUGCUGCAGGCCUUGGACAAUGCCAGCUCCCUGCAGCUCAUCACCAACUGUAUUGGUCUGUUGUGGUUGCUGGUACAGCUAGGAGAAGCAGUGUCAGUUCUAAUGAGCAGUCCGGGAAGUCCGAUCAUGUGCAAUGAGAACCAGAACAUUCAGCCCCUCGGCCAAAACCUACAGCAUCAGUCCUCCGACCACUGCCCUCUGCCUCUCCUACUGAAAAAGUUGCUGCUGAGUGGCAAUGAGACAUUGCAGGUGAGCAGCGCUAAGUGUAUUGCGUCUGUCCUGGCUCAUUCUCCUCACCAGUACAGCACUCCUUUCAUCAAAGCUGACGUACCCGAGUUUCUGUUUGACCGUCUGGCUAGUAGUAACAUAGAAUCGCUGUUGUGGUCUGCCUACAUCUGUUUGGUACUACUGACUGAAGACCCACUCUUCUUCUCCCAAUGCCACUCUGUUUAUGGGAUCGAGUCCCUGGUGCGUAGUCUGAAUGAAGCUCUGCGGCUCACCAACCUGGAAGUGCCAAAACAAGGUCUGGUCCUUCUCACUGUGAUACUGGAAAGGCAGCCCCCAGGCGUGCAUCUCUUCCCCUGUGGCCCAGGGUUUGUAGCUGUUUCAGAGGCUGUGGUAGCUGGAGUCUCCUCCCCCUGCCUGCUCGUCGCUACACAGGCUGCAAAAGCUGCCUGCACUUUGUUCAGACUGAACCACCAGUCCAGACCAGUCCAGUACAAAGAGCUCCAAGCACUGGUUGAUGCUGUGUCUAACAGGUUGUCUGAUCUGACACCACCUUCCCAUGCUCAUCGACAAAGUUCUGGGAAUCUGAAGAAGUCAGACGCCCGCAGCCAGGCCUCCAGGUCUCAAGGCUUUCUUCUCCAGGCUCUGGUCUGUUUUCAGGCUGCCUGCAGGUUGGCUGAGGAGUGUGCGUCAGACCCUGAUCUGAAAGAGAAUGCAUUUACAGCUCCAUUUAAACACAGCCAUGCUGAGGACUCACUUGAGUCUUUGUGUCAGUGUCUACUGCACCAUUGUGACUCUGUCUGGAUACCGACUGUCAUUAAGAUGUGCCAGCAUGUACCCAGCCCGCAGAUACUGCAGUAUUUUUACUCCAUUCUAUCCUCCCAAUUCACCCUUGUUCCAUCUCUCAUGCCUGCCUUUGCAAAUAAGAUAGCAUCCUCUGGUUUCUACAGGCUGGCACUGGAACACAAAGGGCUCCUCUGUGCAGGAAACAGGAAUCCACAUUUGAAUGAAUCUUGCUGUGGGUUUCUACAGAAACUCAGUAUGUGUCUGCUCACCCAGUCAGACCCCACUUCAGACUCCUACCAGCAUGAUGCUGAGGAGGUGGACAGUCUCUUGCUGUACAACCUUCCCUCUCUGUGUUGUCGUCUGUCAGACUGGCCCUCUCUGCUGUAUGAGGCCCCAGGGUUUCAGCUGUGUGACUAUAAAGGACCAAGGGCCAUUCAGUACUGUGUGAUGAUAAUGCUCCACCUCGCUCUACAGCAAGGAGAUAGACUCCUCCCAGACCAGACUGUGUUCUCUAGUGUGGUUUACAUGCUGCGUUUGGUGCAGGAGCAGGGCAGCUGUCUCCAGCCUCAUUUUGUGCUCCGCUCUGCCCUCUACCUGCUGGCAGUGACACAGGACAAGAGCCCCAGCCUUGAUGGGACUUCUUUGAACUGCAUCAGCAAGGCACUCUCCUCCUGCCAAAGCUUCUCUUCCCUCUACAUUCACCACCCUCCACUGCUUCACUUCAUCUAUCGCUACCCAGAGCUAGCAGAGAAAUUCGGGCCACUGGUUUUAGAACUUUGGUUAACCAGGCAAGCGUGGGGCACAGAUGCAAAGUCAACUGUGGAUGAUGACAAAAAGAAAGCUGAGAUAAAAGGCUGUGGAGAAGAGGAACAAGAUAAGGAUCAGGAACAAGAAAUAACAGAACUUCUGACUCUGAUAGAGAAGUACCCAGCUGUCACAGCAACCCUUUUGGACAUGGUGUGCACCCAAGAGACUCGUUUGGCAGAGCGAGCCCUGAGGGUGCUGGAAGUCUCCUUGUGUGGUCAGAGUGACUAUGCUGCCGACUUGUGCAAUAGUCUCAGACCAACCUUGCUACAAGCAUUGCAGAGAUACAGUGUGGAGGACAUGGGACAUGAGCAAGGACAAGGUAAUACAACACAGGCAGUGAACUCACUUCCUCUGGUGCUGAAGUUGCUUUGUGUGACGCAGGCCAGUGAUCCACCUUCCUCUGUUUCCAACAGCAAGGUGGAUGGAGUACACUUCAAGCUACUUUACCACGUGAGUAAUAUAGCAGGAAGGGUAAAGCCUACCAAUGCAGAGAGCCUGCUGCCUGCCAUCAACUACAUCUACUGCUGCCUGAAUCUGUCUCCAGUGCACUGUACUGACAGAGCUGUCUCCAUGCUGCUCUCCAACAGUGGACUGAUGGACCAGCUGCAGACAGUCCUUUCCUCCUCUUCCCCAUCCCUCUCUUCAUCAGCCCUGCUGUGCUGUAGCCAUCUACUCCUGUCCUCCCUCAUUACCUUGCAGCGCGUUCACUCUCCUCAGGUCCAUAAAAGCAUCAGCUGGAGUCUGGACAAAGGCGUGCAGAGACUUCUUAUUGACAAAAGGAACACUGACAAUCUCUUACUGGUUGGUUACCUGAGGUUGCUGCAGGCUCUACUUGAUGUUGACCUGGCAUCACCGGUUCUGUUUGUGAGCACCAGUCCUGCCUUGGUUGGCCCCAGACCUCUUGGAGUCGAAGAUGGUGCUUUGUACCCACUGGGGUCUAGAGGGGCCCAUUUGCUCUCAAUGGUUCUCAGUGAAUUUCUUUUGCAGAAGCAUGAGUUAAUCCUAAGAGCCUCACUCAACUGUCUGAGCUCCCUGCUGGGUUUCCUUCAGAGGAAGUGUCCCCCUGCAGCAAAGAAUCUGGUGUGUCAGCUGUGGAGUCGGUUCCUGGUCUACUGCCUGUGCAGCUCCAGACAGACCAGUCUCCUGCAUCCUGCCACUCUCAGACUCAUCACACUUCUUCUGCAGCACAGCAGUACAGCACUGCUGUGGGAGCCUGACCUGCUGCAGGUGAUGGAGGCGAUGGAGAAGAUGGGGGUGAAGGAGCUCAGCCAGGAAGCAGCACAGGCCCUCAGGCAGCUCCUCACACAGGUCCAGAGCAGUGUCCUGCAUCCGCCAUUCACAGACAAGUGCAAGCAGCGAGCGAGGAGUGUGAUGGAGUCCCUCAGCCUGCAGGCGUCUGCUGAGAGCCCCGAUUUGCCCUGCAACAUCCUGUAUCCCUUCCCUGAAAUUAAACCUCUAAACUGCACAAAACACAGACAGGCUACACUUACACUUAGUACGCUUCAGCUUGUGUAA